Messenger RNA from Callorhinus ursinus (northern fur seal), 1023 nucleotides. NCBI's taxonomy places the organism in Eukaryota, Metazoa, Chordata, Mammalia, Carnivora, Otariidae. The record is from RefSeq and is a predicted model, not a curated record.
AUGCUGGUCACAGAGUACAAACUUACAGUUAUAAGGAAAAAGUUUGAGGAUCUAAUGUACAGCAUGGUGCAAGGAACCAUUUUCCCAGCUCCCAAUUUCAAUCCCAUAAUGGAUGCCCAAAUGCUAGGGGGAGCACUCCAAGGAUUUGGCUGUGACAAAGACAUGCUGAUCAACAUUCUAACUCAACGCUGUAAUGCACAAAGGCUGAUGAUUGCAGAGGCAUACCAGAGCAUGUAUGGCCGGGACCUAAUUGGUGACCUGAAGGAGAAGCUUUCAGAUCACUUCAAAGACAUCAUGGUUGGCCUCAUGUACCCACCGCCAUCUUACUUUAUAUUUCUCCCUUUCUCUGUAUUACAGGGAGCAGGCACUGAAGAAAAUUGCCUCAUUGAUAUUUUAGCUUCAAGAACAAAUGGAGAAAUUUUCCAGAUGCGAGAAACCUACUGUUUGCAAUAUAGCAGCAACCUUCAAGAAGACAUUUACUCAGAGACCUCAGGACACUUCAGAGAUACGCUCAUGAACCUGGUCCAGGGAACCAGAGAGGAAGGAUAUACAGACCCUGCUCUGGCUGCUCAGGAUGCAAUGGUCCUGUGGGAAGCCUGUCAGCAGAAGACAGGGGAACACAAAACCAUGCUGCAAAUGAUCCUGUGCAACAAAAGUUAUCAACAACUGUGGCUGGUUUUCCAGGAAUUUCAAAAUAUUUCUGGGCAAGACAUAGUAGAUGCCAUUAAUGAAUGCUAUGAUGGAUACUUCCAAGAGUUGCUAGUUGCAAUUGUUCUCUGUAUUCGAGACAAACCAGCCUAUUUUGCUUAUAGACUAUAUAGUGCAAUCCAUGACUUCGGUUUCCAUAAUAAAACCGUAAUCAGGAUUCUAAUCGCCAGAAGCGAAAUAGAUCUGAUGACCAUCAGAAAACGAUACAAAGAGAGAUACGGAAAAUCCCUGUUUCAUGACAUCAAAAAUUUUGCUUCAGGGCAUUAUGAGAAAGCUCUGCUUGCCAUCUGUGCCGGUGAUGCUGAAGACUACUAA